GGCAAUCAUCAUGGAGAACUAGGAAGGAGAAUCAGGGACUGGUGAAGAUUAUGGUGUUCUUUUUGUUUCUCUCCUCUCUGAUAGCGUUUAUAUUAAAAACAUAUUCUACAAUAACGCAGUGAUUGCGUAGAAAUGCAUUCAAAUUAAAUGAUGAUAUUUCGGAAAUCGUGAAAACUAGGCAGCAAUAUCGGUAACGGUUAUAGUAUUAUGAACAUUAGAUAGCAGCACAGUGUUGGUGUUAAUAAUGUAUGUUGUUGUCAUUCGAACGAUGUUAGUAAUGUUGUUUGAGUUGGGCCAGAGGGUUUAGUAUGUACAUUGCCAAUUAAUAGCAUCACUAAUAACUGCGGGAAACAUUUUGGGAAGUCAGCUUUUUUUGUAUUCAGUCAGAUACAGACAUUUAAGAAAGCAAUACGCAUCAUAUGCAAGGACAGAGAGACCAGAAAAUCUAGUUCUGCGAUAUUUUACUAAACUGUAUAACUAUAAAUAAAAACGUGGCCGGUGUUACUGAAAGCCAAGAAGUGCAUUUAGUAUAAUGUACUAAGCAUGCUGCGAAAGGAAUAGUAUUGAAGAACAUUUAGGUAUACAUGUACAUAUUUGCAAAUCCAAUUGUUUUAUGCACAGGGUUGAUUUAAAACAGCAUGUUAACUCCUAAUUAACAAUUUGAAAAAAACAAAAAACAAAACAAAAACAAAAACAAAAAACAACUGACAAUGUCACUUGCAGAACAGUCUCAAAAGUGGUUCCCAACCCACGUCCAGGCCACCGUUCUGCAAGCCAAAGACCUCCACCCGAAAGGCAAGAACGGUACCAAUGACACUUACACCAUCAUUCAGUUAGGCAAAGAAAAGUACUCCACCUCCGUAGCCGAGAAGACCCUGAAUCCGGUGUGGAAAGAGGAAGCUUCCUUUGAACUUCCCGGUCUACUUCUGGAGGGCAAUCUGGAAAAAUACACUCUCAACCUGAUCGUGAUGCACAGGUCAUUGGUGGGACUGGACAAGUUUCUGGGGCAAGUGUCUAUCAGCCUCAAUGAAAUCUUUGACAACAAGGAAAGAAGAAAAAUUGACUGGUUCAAACUUGAGUCCAAGCCUGGGAAGAAGGGAAAGGACCGAGGGCAAAUCCAAGUCAACAUACAGUUCAUGAGGAACAACAUGACAGCCAGUAUGUUUGACCUCUCCAUGAAAGACAAGCCACGCUCGCCGUUCUCCAAACUCAAAGACAAGAUGAAGAGAGGGAAGGGGGACGGGACCUUCUCCGACACCUCUUCUGCCAUCCUCCCCAGGACGAGCACCCCUCGCUCUUCUGACCCCGAUAUCUCCGAGAUGAAUCAGCACAUGAAACCUAAACCAAAAAGAACGUUCCUCCUAGGGCCCCAGCGUCUGUCUGCUGCCCACUCCAUGUCUGAUUUGAUCGGAUCCCAUUUCUCUGGAGACAAAGUUAAGGCUAGCACAAUCGGGCAUGCUCCACUCUUUCGCCCCAAGCUAGACUCCAUGAAUUCCAUCGAUGAGAGUGGAAAUGUGAUCUCUCCCCAUAGACGAUCGCAGAGCGUCGACACUGCCAACCCUGAGCAGCCUGGCUACACUUCCACUGAGGGUAAAGGCAGCUAUGAAGGACACAGUGAUCUGUUCACCAACAUCAGCGAUUCUUUGCCCCAAAAGUCAGCCACUCUGCCCCGGAACAAAAACCCCUUUGAGCCGAGCAGUGGUGUCUCAUGGGAGGGCAGGACCAAUGUCAGAUCUGAGAAGAAGAAGGAGAAAGUGGGGCUUUUGGAGAGAGUCAAGGGGAAGAAAGACGGCAAGAAGUUGGAUAAGAUCGGCAAUGGGAAAUCAGGUAGUUCCAGUGACUUGAGGUCUCCCAAUCCUUUCAUUGACAGUCUACAAGGGGAUGCAGGAACAAACCCCUUCUCCACAAACUAUAAGUCAAAUACCAGCUCCAACUUAAUGGAGCCUUCAGGCAUUGAAGACAUCAAGAAAGCUUUAACGCCAAACAGCAGUGCCUACCCCAGGGACGAGGCAAAGGAAGGAAACCCUUUCAAUUCAGUGGCAUCUUAUCGCAAUCUUUCGUUCGAAGAGGUCGUUCAAGAGUUGAUCAAGCAGAAGGAAUUAGUGAAAAAGAAGGACGCCCAUAUUCGCGAGCUGGAGGACUACAUCGACGGCCUUCUUGUCAAGGUCAUGGAGGAAACUCCCAGCAUCCUCAGAGUGCCAUACGAGCUAGCCAAGAAAGCAGGGAAAUUUUCCAAACAGUAAAACAAAUAAAGAUUUAAUUUCUGUCACGGCGAUAAACACCAACGGAUCUGAUGUAUGUAGUACCAGUUUAACUUUCAGUACUGCAGAUCUAUGAAACUGAAAACUGGAGAUGGUGCACAGUACAUGUCAAUAUUGGUCUGGUUUCACAGAUGCUGAUUAGUAUUAAUAUGGGAGCUUAAUAAAUAUACUGCUAUGGCCAAACGUUUUGACAAGUUUAAACACGUGUGUGUGUGUGUGUGUGUGUAGAAUGAAUAGGGAGUACAUAAUAUAAUCAUUCUCUCACUUACAUAUCAGUCAUAGAUUAAUCUCUGCCAGUGACUUUUUCAGUUAAAUUUUUGUUUUAGAUCUUUUGAAUCUGCAGCACUUGAUGGGGUCUAUUUUAAUUCUGUUUACAUAGGAAGAUCUUUAUAAUACCCUUUGGGUUUAUAAACCUCAUUUUUUACGAACCUCAUUUCAUUGUAUUUUUAUUCCUUGUAAUAAUAAAUCACCAAGGUAAAAAAAAAAUGAGCUGGGUUAAUAAAGAGUUAGCAUAUUUAGAUCUACCACUGUUCAGAUCUAAAAUAGACGUCAGGGGUACUGCAUGAGGUAAAUAAAUAAAUAAAACACCUUUUCUAGCACAUGUGUCAAUGGUAACUGGGUAGUAACAGAAAACUAAUCUAAAAUCAGUGUUUGCCCUGUAUAUUGUUAUAGAAUUGAAACAUAUACUGUUAUAUAUUAGAAUCAUAGCAUGUCCGUACCUACCAACACACAUUAUGAAACAAAAGUGCAACCAUGGCAACACACACUCAAGGAAUUAAAGGUAGAAUGGAUUAUUUUACAAAAAAAGACACAUAUUAAAUACAAUAUGCAACUGGCAUAAUUUUUUUUUUUUUUUUUUUUUUUUAAUGAACAUCCUUAUUCAUGAUUCUCAAAAAGCCUGAACAUCAGUGCAAAUUCCAGUUAUAAUGAAUAACAUUGUAUUGUUCUUUGACUAUAUAUUUUUAAUUAAGCUGCCUAACUGUCAACGUGGGUUAGACCUACAACAUUGACCUUUAUCAAAGUUUGUCAAAACUCUUGAAACUGACUUGUAAAACAGCCAGAUGUCAGCCUUUGUUAUGUUACCUAUGUCCAGGAAGCCAGUUGUAUAAAGCAUGCCAAGCGAAAGACAACCCAUUUGUGCAGAAGUAUGUGUGAGAUAUUGCAGAUGUUUCUUCAUGCGUCUCCUGCAAAGUUAAUAUUGUGCACUAGUGGAGAUUUACCAACGCUGCAGUCUUCGACCUGAAAAAGUGUUGUUUUUAAUGUGUUUCUAUUUAGAACACAGUUUUUUAUGACCUUGAUACUUCCAAUGCUAUUUUUGACCUUGCAGACUGCAAGACUUGGGAACUUCAUAGCAACUGUUUUGCAGUCUGCUUAAUGCAUAUGGAAAAGUUCUUAAUAUACCACAGAACCACAUUAAAAAAUGCUGACGUACAUAGCAAGCAGUAACAUGGGAUUGUUCAUGCGAUGGCGAGGGUCUUGGUAAUUAGGAUUGUGAAGAUUUAUUUUUAUUUUUUGCUUUGUUUUUUGUUUCGUGCAACUGACAAUUCCAAAUAUGUUGUAACUACAUGACAACUACCUUAAAAGCAUUUAAAAACUUUAAUUGUAUCGCAGCCUUACUAUAUUAGCUGGGGUUUUUUCUGUUUAUUUCUUUGAUAUGCACUUUUACAUUUUUCUUAAUAUAAAGAAUUGCUUUAAAAGAACAUUAUUACAGUCUUCAAACAAUUAAACCAGAUUAGGUAUGAGCAAACUAUUAAAACGACCUACUUCCUGUUUUAAACUUUUUGUGUUUGUGCCUCUUAAAACACUAAGCUCUACCAUUUAUUUAUAUGUGGCUUUACUAUUAUAACAAUUUAUGUAGCAAUUCAGAACACUGGUUAUAUACCACACUGCUAAAAAAAUAAAUAAAUAUAAUAAUAAUAAUAAUAAUAAUAAUAAUAAUAAAGGUUCACAAACAAUACUGUCAUUAGUUUAUCCCAUGUAUGUAGCUAGCACUAAAUCACCAUAGUCAAUAGCAAAUAGUUAUAGAAAGUGUUUAAAACACUUGUGUUGUGAUAAAUUAAACAAAACAAAAAAAGUUUUAAAAUUCCAGAAUGUAUAAACUAGAAAAAAAAAAAAAAAAUGCCUUCUGUUAUUUACCAUACCGGUACCUAAAACAAGUGUCAAAGAAAGCUUAUUAACUUUGAAUGAAAUUUGAAUUGAAGUCAUAAUUAAAACACAAUCUAGAAGAACCUGUACUGUAAGGAUGCAGGGGACUGUAAAAUAUAAAAUAAUAUCAAGUCAUCCACAUCCACAAUCGUAGCAGUGCCAAAUAUCUGUAGCAUUAAUUUUAAGUUAAUAUUUGCUUAGUUAUGUAAUUAUUGCCAAAUGCUUGCAGCUUAACUUUGGGUGUGUACGUCUUAGAGUGAACACAGACAAUGAUAUUACUGAAUACCUAAUACAGAACCAUGCUACAUUUAUAUACACGUCUUUUUUUCAUUCUAAUUUUAUUGAAAUCAGUAAUAGUACAGUUUUAAAAUUGUAGAAGACACGGAUAUGAAAUAUAUGU
This is a messenger RNA of Polyodon spathula (Mississippi paddlefish), 4806 nucleotides long. Its product is annotated as rab11 family-interacting protein 2-like. The transcript is spliced from 5 exons. Gene Ontology annotation, biological process: regulated exocytosis. Gene Ontology annotation, cellular component: phagocytic cup; endosome. Gene Ontology annotation, molecular function: small GTPase binding. The record is from RefSeq and is a predicted model, not a curated record. Lineage: Eukaryota; Metazoa; Chordata; Actinopteri; Acipenseriformes; Polyodontidae. The coding region runs from base 711 to 2243 and encodes 510 amino acids.